CCAUUGGAGAUGGCCUAGUUGCCGUGUGUGGUUGGCUCUCGAGAAAACGGUAAUCAGAAAAUUAGAUUACGGUCGCCGACCGUUCUCUGAUUCAUGGAUGAUUCACCGGAAUUUUUCAUCUACAUUCUUCGCAUCAAUCUAGUGGUGGACUUUUUUGGUUAGAAGCUGGAAGCAAAGGAAAUACCGAUUUUGACACUUAAAUCACUUUCAAAUUCAGCGGUCCCAAUUAUGGAAAGAUUUGGAUAUAUCCAAUUAUGCGCAGGUCCAAAUCAAAUCAUAGACAUGGGUGAAGAACAUUUCCUAAAUACAGGAGUUAUUGGAGCAACACACGUCUUUUUCUGCAAACACACUUUAUUAUACAUACAGAUUUGUAGUGCAAGAGGCAAUGAGUAGCACUUCAAAUGCCGUAACACCCUCAACCAAGGAGACUUCGUAUUCAAGUUGUAACAAUCAGCCACUGCAUUGCCACAGGCAUCCUAGGCGGGAUAACGGUGUCUCUGCUUCAAGAUUCAAAGGUGUUGUUUGUCAACAAAAUGGGCACUGGGGCGCGCAGAUCUAUGCCAACCGCCAUCGCAUUUGGCUUGGGACAUUUAAAUCAGAAAGAGAAGCAGCAAUGGCAUAUGACAGUGCAGCAACCAAACUUCGAAUUGGAGACUCCCAUAGAAACUUUUCAUGGACAAAUGCGACAUUCCAAGAGCCAUACUUCCAGAGCCACUUCAGUACAGAAGCAGUGCUAAACAUGAUCAAGGAUGGAUCCUACCCAUCGAGGUUUGCUGAUUUUCUGAGGAUGCAAUUCCAGAGGGCAGGAAACGAUGCCAGUCUAAACUUGAUGCCUAAGCAUGGUAAUGGAGGGCUUAUGUGUACACAACUUUUCCAAAAGGAGCUCACACCGAGUGAUGUGGGCAAGCUUAACCGGCUUGUGAUUCCAAAAAAAUAUGCUUUGAGGUAUUUCCCUGAUAUAUCUAAAGACGCAAAAGAAAAUCUGGCAGAUUUUGCAGUUGAGGAUGUGCAGCUAGUUUUCUAUGACAGGUUGAUGAGGUCAUGGAAAUUUCGAUACUGCUACUGGAAGAGCAGCCAAAGUUUUGUCUUCACUAGAGGUUGGAAUCGAUUUGUGAAGGAAAAUGGGCUAAAGGAAAAAGAUAUCAUUAGGUUUUCUGUAUGUAAAUGUAGGGAGGGGCCAAACCAGAUGCAGACCUACCUUAUGGUUGACGUGGUCUAUAAUGAUCGGGUGGAUAGCAACGCGAGUGUGAUCGAGGACUUGAACGAAGACACUGGCAUGCAGGGGCAAUUGCAACAGUUUGAGGAACAAAAUAAUGAUGCUGAACAUGAACAGGAUUAUGAGAAAGAGAUGACAAGAUUUCAUCUUGGACAGAAUGUUGGGUGUGUUGAUGGUGAGAAGCAGCAAGAGAUGGCAGUUGAAUCAACUGGAGGGCAAAAGGGUCUUAGGAUUUUUGGAGUGCAAAUACUCUGAACAGGAUCAAGUCUUUUGCCUUCUCAACUGAGGUUUACUGCCAUGAUUUUCAAGUCUUUCUUUUAGAGUUUCCAUAUUCACCAAGGAUAUUUUUGAGCUUCACAUAUUAGGUAAUCGUCUAAUUAACAUUCUUACUUAACCAUCUUAGAUUACUUCCAUUAGUUUUAUCUAGGAAUUGAGGAUGGUGCUUUAUUAGUUUAUUUGUUUUGCAUUGUCGAGCAAGUCCUACCCAACUUUCUAGUCAAUUUCUUGUGAUUUUUAUUAAUUAUUAUAACCAUUAUUAUUUUUGGCUGGAGCAA
This is a messenger RNA of Diospyros lotus (date-plum), 1770 nucleotides long. Its product is annotated as AP2/ERF and B3 domain-containing transcription factor At1g50680-like. Gene Ontology annotation, biological process: regulation of DNA-templated transcription. The transcript is spliced from 4 exons. Bases 386 to 1471 code for a protein of 361 amino acids. Gene Ontology annotation, molecular function: DNA-binding transcription factor activity; DNA binding. The record is from RefSeq and is a predicted model, not a curated record. Lineage: Eukaryota; Viridiplantae; Streptophyta; Magnoliopsida; Ericales; Ebenaceae.